AUGGGUUCCGCAGAGUCGCCUUACGCAUUUACACUCAAGGAUGAACCGAUAGAAAACCAGCGCCGCCUCAAGGUUCGAGUCAUUGGGGCGGGUUACUCGGGGAUAUACCUAGGUAUCCGGAUCCCGCAGCGCCUGCGCAAUGUUGACCUCGCGAUCUACGAGAAGAACGAAGGAGUUGGGGGUUGUGCGUGCGAUAUACCGGCCCAUAGCUAUCAGUACUCCUUUGCGCCGAAUCCUAACUGGUCGUCCUUCUAUGCGCCACAGGCCGAGAUAUGCGCGUACCUGACCGGCAUUGCGAACAGGUAUGGAGUCAUGCGGUUUGUCAAGCUGCGGCAUGAGGUCGAGAGUUGCAGCUGGAAUGAGGAGGCCAAGAAAUGGAACUUGAAGGUCCGCAAUACAGAGACCGGAGAGGUCAUUGAGGAUGACGCCGAUGUCUUGGUCUCGGCCCGAGGGAAUUUGAGCGAUCCAGCAUGGCCCGACAUCCCGGGGCUCAAGGACUUUGAAGGCCAAGUAAUGCACUCUGCACUGUGGAAAGAAGAUUACGACUUCAGGGGCAAGAAAAUCGGCGUCAUUGGCAAUGGAUCUAGCGCAAUACAGAUUGUGCCCAGUCUCCAGAAAAUAGCAGGUACAGAGCUCUCGUGCUUUGUGAGGAGCAAGACAUGGAUCACGAAUCCCUUUGGCGACAUUGUAAUGCAUAAACUUGGUUUAGACCCUAAAAAACUAGAUUUCUCACCUGAGCAACGGCGCGAGUUCGCGGAGAACCCAACGAAACUCCUGGCCUUCCGUAGGGCGAUCGAGGAAGAUGGGAAUACGAUCCACGCCGUCUCAAUGCAAGGCUCGGAUAUGCAACGGACGGCAGUCGAUGCCUUCCGUGCAGCUAUGAAGGAACGGCUCUCUGCGAAACCGGAGAUUGCAGAUUUUCUCAUCCCAACCUUUGCCGUCGGCUGCCGUCGAGCUACCCCUGGGCCGGGGUAUCUCGAAAGUCUGGUCGAGGCCAAUGUCGACUUUAUCACAGACACCAUAUCCGAGGUGAACAAAACGGGGAUAGCCCUCAAGAAUGGUCGUCAGGUCGAUCUCGACUGCCUCGUAUGUGCGACCGGUUUCAACACCUCGGCCCCACCCCCCUUUGGUGUCAAUGGUCGCAGUGGCAUAUCCCUCAAGGAGCGUUUCACGCCGUACCCCGAAGCAUAUCUUUCACUGGCGGUCGAUGGGUUCCCCAACUUCUUCAUGAUGCUGGGGCCCAAUUCUGCCAUCGGGAGCGGCUCCCUGACCAAGAUCCUGGAAUCAGAGGGCGACUAUGUGGUCAUGUGCAUCCGCAAGCUGCAAAAGGAGGACUAUGCUUCCAUGUGCAUCAAGAAAGAGAGGGUGGCCGACUGGUCCCAGUACUGCCAGUCGUAUUUCCAAGGAACAGUAUAUACCGAUCAGUGUAACUCCUGGUACAAAAGCGAAGGGGGGAGGGGCAAUCGCAUCACUGGAUUGUGGCCGGGGAGCACACUCCACGCGCUUGAGGCCCUGAGAGCACCGAGAUGGGAGGAUUAUGACUGGGAGAGCGUGUACGGUGGCGAAGGUAACCAGAUGAGGUGGCUUGGGAACGGAUGGAGUGUCACCCAUGUGGAGAGCACCGAAGGCGGUGGGUACGACGGUGAUCCGGCGUGGUAUCUGGAUAGCAGGUUCCAGAGCGUUCCUGUGGAGUGGCGGCCGGAAGAGGAUCUAGAGUACAAGGCUAGACCUUACUCUCAUUGA
Neoarthrinium moseri is the source of this 1743-nucleotide messenger RNA. RefSeq lists its product as uncharacterized. Lineage: Eukaryota; Fungi; Ascomycota; Sordariomycetes; Amphisphaeriales; Apiosporaceae. Bases 1 to 1743 code for a protein of 580 amino acids. Gene Ontology annotation, molecular function: flavin adenine dinucleotide binding; N,N-dimethylaniline monooxygenase activity; NADP binding. The record is from RefSeq and is a predicted model, not a curated record. The transcript is spliced from 6 exons.